AUGCGACAUCAGUCAUCAGUAACGAAAAUCUUUGUUGGCCAAAUUUCUGUCAAUGACAAUCUUGAAGCUGCUGAGGUUGCAGAGAUACUAUCAGAAUAUGGGAUUCAGCCGCAUGAAUACACGCUUGUAGUGAAUGCUUUACGGAAGAAUCCGCAGGCAUGGCUGGAUUUUAUGAUGAAGUUUGAGCUGGGAUUGGAGAACCUAAAUCCAAAGAGAGCACUUCAAAGUGCAUUCACUAUUGCAAUUGCUUAUAUUGUGGGUGGAAUAGUGCCACUCGCUCCUUACAUCUUCAUUCAAGUUGCAAGAAAAGCAGUGAUUGCCUUUGUAGUCUUAACUCUAAUGGCAUUGCUGAUUUUUGGGUAUGCGAAAGGCCACUUCACUGGGAAUAAGCCAAUCAGGAGUGCUCUACAAACUGACCUAAUUGGAGCCAUUGCAUCUGCUGCUGCUUUUGGCAUGGUCAAAGCUGUUCAAGGAUAA
Messenger RNA from Fraxinus pennsylvanica, 477 nucleotides. Lineage: Eukaryota; Viridiplantae; Streptophyta; Magnoliopsida; Lamiales; Oleaceae. The record is from the annotation of a GenBank genome assembly.